Messenger RNA from Nymphaea colorata (pocket water lily), 1131 nucleotides. RefSeq lists its product as uncharacterized. Gene Ontology annotation, cellular component: box H/ACA snoRNP complex. Gene Ontology annotation, biological process: mRNA pseudouridine synthesis; snRNA pseudouridine synthesis; rRNA pseudouridine synthesis. Gene Ontology annotation, molecular function: RNA binding; pseudouridine synthase activity. The record is from RefSeq and is a predicted model, not a curated record. NCBI's taxonomy places the organism in Eukaryota, Viridiplantae, Streptophyta, Magnoliopsida, Nymphaeales, Nymphaeaceae.
UUACUGCUGAAAAACUAUCAUAAAAUGAAUGUGCUCACCACCCAUUACACUCCCAUUCCCGCCGGAAAUACCCCCCUUAAGAGACCUCUUAAGGAGUAUCUCAAAUACGGUGUCAUCAACCUCGACAAGCCCUCCAAUCCCAUCCAUGAGGUUGUCUCAUGGGUCAAGAAGAUUCUCAAUGUUGAAAAAACCGGCCACUCGGGAACACUCGAUCCAAAAGUGACAGGAUGCCUCAUUGUUUGCCUAGAGGUAUUUUGAGUUCUAUUUAGAGCCACAAGAUUGGCAAAAUCUCAGCAGUGUGCUGGUAAAUAGUAUAUUGGCAUCGUCAGACUCCACGGCUCCAUCGACUCAGAAAUCAAACUCAAGAAUGUCCUGAACACUUUGACUGGAAGUCUUUUCCAAAAACCUCCAGAGAUCUCUGCAGUUAAAAGAUAACUCCGUAAGACCAUCUAUGAGUCUGAGCUUUUGGAAUAUGAUGCUGAGAAAAGAUGAGUCUUCAGAGUUUCAUGCGAGGCUGGAACCUACGUCAGAACUCUUUGCAUCCAUAUCGGCUUGCUUUUGGGAGUUGGAGGCCAUAUGGAGGAGCUCCGCAGAUCAAGAAGCGGUUGCAUGUCAGAGAAUGACCAUUUGAUGACCAUGCAUGACCUUUUGGAUGCCCAGUGGAGAUACGAAAACUAUAAGGACGAAACCUACCUUAGACGCGUUGUCUUGCCCCUCGAAGUCCUUCUCUUGAAAUUGCCAAGAAUUGUGAUCAAGGAUUCAUCGAUCAAUGCCAUUUGCUAUGGUGCUAAGCUCAUGAUCCCUGGUAUCCUGAGAUACGAUAACGGCAUCAACGUCGGAACCGAAAUCGUCAUUAUGUCGACCAAGGGUGAGGCCGUUGCCGUCGCCAUUGCUCAAAUGACAACUGCUGAAAUCGGCUCAUGUGAUCACGGAGUCGUUGCUAAGACCAAGCGUGUCAUCAUGGACAGAGAGACAUACCCAAGAAAAUGGAAGGAGGGACCCCAUGCCAAGAGAAAACAAGAACUCAUCAAGAGUGGCCAACUGUAGAAGAAUGGAAAGCCAAAUCCCAACACUCCCAAGGACUGGCUCCAAUAUUACAACAACGAAAAGGAUAACAACAUCGUUCAAUGA